UUUUUUUCUUAAUUACCGACUUCAUCUUUCUUGAUCUCACUUCUUCUCACCUGGAGUGGGGAACCGUACUUUGCGGCGGUGCAACUAUGUAAAGGGGGCUGGGUCUAGUAGUUACUGGGGAAUCUAGACCCACCGGAGGAUGAAUCAUAAUGGCUCAUGUCUUGCUGGCGAUGAGUCGACGGGGGGAAAUGAUGACUGAUGUUGAUUGCUGACUCAUGACUGGUUCUGCCCGGUCGCCGCCUUCCACCCCGAUUGGGACUAGUGCCAUAGGCGGGGCUAUCGCUCGAAGCUUUUUAUUUCCUCGGGCUUUUCCUCCAUCACUGCGGUUCACGACCCUGCUGUGCUCUCUAAUUUGCCUGCAUCUUUUGCCUGAUCGAGUCCCGUCUCUCGUCAAUUGCGAGUCGCAAAGUCCUGUUCUAGUACUUUGUGUUCCUUUUUCGCCGUUUUCCCCGCCACGAGCCUCUUCCCGACAGGCUCUGCCUCGCCCUCACCCCGCCUUCACCACUUCGAAUCUCUCUCUCCUCCCAGCGAUCUCUUUCCCUUUCACGGGCACUCGAUCAACUCCCUCGCUCCUUCGAAGCGAAGACCUAGAAUUCUCCAAUCUUCACUAUUUUCAUAACUAGCACUCCGACUCCGACAGAAGGAAUUAUGGCCGUCCGCGCGCAGUUCGAGAACUCCAACGAGUGAGACGCACCCCGGAGAAUUUUCUGCUGGCCUGCU
Aspergillus vadensis CBS 113365 is the source of this 720-nucleotide messenger RNA. RefSeq lists its product as uncharacterized. Bases 216 to 623 code for a protein of 135 amino acids. The transcript has a single exon. NCBI's taxonomy places the organism in Eukaryota, Fungi, Ascomycota, Eurotiomycetes, Eurotiales, Aspergillaceae. The record is from RefSeq and is a predicted model, not a curated record.